Molecule: messenger RNA, 1791 nt
Organism: Diaporthe batatas
Lineage: Eukaryota; Fungi; Ascomycota; Sordariomycetes; Diaporthales; Diaporthaceae
Exons: 2
Coding region: 47-1621 (524 amino acids)
Molecular function (GO): monooxygenase activity; oxidoreductase activity, acting on paired donors, with incorporation or reduction of molecular oxygen; iron ion binding
Source: RefSeq, a predicted model, not a curated record
GUUUAGGCUAUCUUCACGAAGAAACUGAAGUCAAGACACUACCAGAAUGGCGAUCGAAUUUUUGAACCCUUCUGCUGUUCAGCCAGCACUCUUCAAGGCCGCUCUGGCAUUUGGAGUUGUUGCUUUAUUGGUUGUUAGCCACCGUAUAAUUUACUGUCUUUUCUGGCAUCCACUGCGUCAUUUCCCAGGCCCGUGGUAUGCGGCAUGCUCGUCUCUGCCGUUGGGUCUGGCCUCGAUUGCGUCGGUGGAGCCCGACUGGCUCAUGUCACUUGUGCGUAAAUACGGCAAGGACGGCAGGCCAAUUCGCAUCACACCCAGCCUCCUCUUCUUUCACAAGGCCUCGGCGCUUCCUGAGAUCUACUGGAACGCCAAGUGUAACACCAAAUCGUCAACGUACGGCCACGAGGCUCUCGGCCCCAAGUCGAUCUUCCAAGUCAUCGACAGCCAGGAGCACAAGGAGUUGCGCAAGGCACUAGGCGGCGCGCCCUGGGGCGUCGGCCUGAUCAAGAAAAACUGGGAGGCGCGAGUAGAUAAUCUCAUCCGGAUGUUCCUCGCCAACCAGAAACAGCGCAUCGACACUGGCGAGCCAAUCAUCCUGAGCGACAAGGUCGCCGAGUUCGCCGCCGACGUGCUCACCACCAUCGUGUUCACUGAGCCCUGGGGCUUCCUCGCCAACGACCGGGACGAGCGCGGCCUCAUCCGCGCCUGGAGGGACGGGCUCGCGCUCUUCGGCCUCUCGCAGCGCUGGCGCUUCCUCCGGGAGGUGAUAUUCCCCUCGCCCCUGGGGCCCCACGUGCUCCCCCGCGAGUCGGACGAGACAGGCAACGGCUGGCUCGUCUCGCAGGCCAACCGCGAGAUCGCCGAGCGGGAGCGCCGGAUGGAGAUGGGGCAGUCCAGGCCUGAUCCGCCGGAUAUGCUGCAGCUGACGCUCGAGGCCACGGUCGGCGGCAGCGGUGAGGACUAUGGCUCGGCGCAGCCUCUGACGGCCAUACAAAAGACGGCGCACAUGACGCUCCUGAUCCAGGCGGGCGUCGACACCACAGGCAGCGGGCUGGGCGCGACUCUCCGGCUGCUCCUCAUGCACCCUGAUGUCAUGGCGAAGGUGGAGGCGGAGAUUGCCGCGGCGGAUGCGGAGGGUUUAUUGAGCCCGGUCGUGCAGUACGAUGAGACACGGACGCAUCUGCCGUACAUGAGUGCGUGCAUCCGGGAGUCUUUGCGCGUGAACCCUCCGAUCCCCAACAUUUUCCCGCGCCUUUCGCCUCAGGGAGGGAUCGUCAUCGACGGCACCUUCGUCCCGGAGGGCACCGAGAUGACGAGCCAAGCAUAUGUCGUGCAGAGGGACGCCGACGUGUUCGGUGCGAACGAAGACGAGUUCCGCCCCGAGCGUUGGCUGGGUUCCGAGGAGCAGGUCGCUAGAAUGGACGCCGCCAUGUAUGUUUUCGGCAUGGGGGCGAGGGUCUGCAUGGGCAAGGAGAUCGCUCUGAUGGAGAUACACAAGCUUGUACCUGAGAUCAUACGUCGCUUCGAGAUAGAGAUGCUAGAUGCGGGAAAGUGGGUGGUGACUGGAGGGAUUGCAUCACACAAGCCCGGUCUGAAAGUGCUGCUCAAGGCUCGGAAAUAGCAACGCCCAUGAACAGAAGCAUACUUGGCUUGAUCCCGUGGGGAGGGGGCUGGGACUCGGUGAAGAGGAAUCCGUCUGGAGAGUAUAUUUGAUGCUUAGUGUGUUGAGUGGUUUCAUUCUUAAUCCGCAUACAUCCCGAAGGCGUACAGUCCCCUCGCAGAAUGCUAAAC